AAAUCUGAUAUCUGAGCCACACAAAAGAUGAGGCCGUGGGAUAAGUUUCCAAAGAGGAUCAGAAACAGAGGAAGAAGAGCAAAGCUGAGUCUUUUAGGCCAUGGCUUCCACAGCGUCUUGUCACCGGACGGCAAGCAUUUUCUUGCCGGGAGCCCAAAACAGCAGACACUCCAGACACGACGAGAGAGCGGGAUCUCUACUUGGAGGAGGAAGAACAAGGAAAAAAGCAAAAACGGCACGCAUUUAUGCUUCGAAAGGGCCGACAGAGAGGCAACGAGCUCCACCAGGAGUGGACACGAGGAUCCACUGGGACAACCCGGACGACGGUUGGAUCGGCGGACCCGACCCGACCAAGUCCGAGGUUGAAGACAAGACCACUCUCUUUGGUGAUGAUAAGUUUUCCGACCUGCUCAUGGAAUCUUCUGAUUCUCACUACCAGUUCUUGGGAGUGAAUGCAGAUGCUGACAUAGAAGAGAUAAAAGCCGCUUACCGGAGAUUAUCGAAGGAGUACCAUCCGGACACAACGUCGUUGCCGCUUAAGACAGCUUCAGACAAGUUCAUGAAGCUGAGAGAGGUGUACGAUGUCCUGAGCGAUGAGGAGAGCAGGCGGUUCUAUGACUGGACCCUGGCUCAGGAGGCAGCGAGCCGUCAGGCCGAAAAGAUGAGGAUGAAGCUCGACGACCCGAAAGAGCGAGACCUGCGGAACUAUCAGUCCAUACCUGACAUGGUUGACAGGCUCGGUGGCAGGAACAUGGAGCUUAGUGACCAGGCCAUGACCGCCCUCACGUUUGACGUCCUGAUCAUUAUUUUCGCCAUUUGCUGCAUAGUUUAUGUGGUAGUCUUCAAAGAGCCUAAUUACUAAUACGGAGCAAGAUAUAUAUAUAUAUACACACAUACAUGUAGCGGAAUAAAGUUCAUACAUAAACAACAUGACUAGUAGCAAACUGAA
Tarenaya hassleriana is the source of this 949-nucleotide messenger RNA. RefSeq names its product NAD(P)H-quinone oxidoreductase subunit T, chloroplastic. The record is from RefSeq and is a predicted model, not a curated record. Lineage: Eukaryota; Viridiplantae; Streptophyta; Magnoliopsida; Brassicales; Cleomaceae. Bases 101 to 862 code for a protein of 253 amino acids. The transcript is spliced from 2 exons.